AUGGCCGACGAUUUCUUAGUUAACUUCCUUAUGGGUGGUGUUUCCGCCGCUGUUGCCAAAACCGCUGCUGCCCCAAUCGAAAGAGUCAAGCUUUUGAUUCAAAACCAAGACGAAAUGCUUAAGCAAGGUCGUUUGUCCCACAAGUACGCUGGUAUCGUUGACUGUUUCAAGAGAACCGCCGCUGGUGAAGGUAUUGCUUCUUUCUGGAGAGGUAACACCGCUAACGUUAUCAGAUACUUCCCAACCCAAGCUUUGAACUUUGCCUUCAAGGACAAGAUCAAGGCUCUCUUCAACUUCAAGAGAUCUGAAGGUUACUGGACCUGGUUCGCCGGUAACUUGGCUUCUGGUGGUGCCGCUGGUGGUUUGUCUUUGUUCUUCGUCUACUCUUUGGAUUUCGCCAGAACUAGAUUGGCUAACGAUGCUAAGUCCGUCAAGAGCGGUGGUGGUGACCGUCAAUUCAACGGUUUGGUUGAUGUUUACAGAAAGACUAUUGCUUCCGAUGGUAUCGCCGGUUUGUACAGAGGUUUCGGUCCAUCUGUUGUCGGUAUUGUUGUCUACAGAGGUUUGUACUUUGGUUUGUACGAUUCUCUUAAGCCUGUUGUUCUUACUGGUCAAUUGGAAGGUAACUUCUUGGCUUCUUUCUUGUUGGGUUGGAUUGUUACCACUGGUGCUUCCACCGCUUCUUACCCAUUGGAUACCGUCAGAAGAAGAAUGAUGAUGACCUCUGGUACUGGUGUCAAGUACAACGGUUCCAUGGAUGCUUUCUCCCAAAUUGUUGCCAAGGAAGGUGUCAAGUCCUUGUUCAAGGGUUGUGGUGCUAACAUCUUGAGAGGUGUUGCCGGUGCCGGUGUUAUCUCCAUGUACGAUCAAUUGCAAAUGAUCUUGUUCGGUAAGAAAUUCAAAUAA
Molecule: messenger RNA, 906 nt
Organism: Saccharomycopsis crataegensis
Lineage: Eukaryota; Fungi; Ascomycota; Saccharomycetes; Ascoideales; Saccharomycopsidaceae
Product: ADP/ATP carrier protein
Exons: 1
Coding region: 1-906 (301 amino acids)
Biological process (GO): mitochondrial ATP transmembrane transport; mitochondrial ADP transmembrane transport
Cellular component (GO): mitochondrial inner membrane
Molecular function (GO): ATP:ADP antiporter activity
Source: RefSeq, a predicted model, not a curated record